Molecule: messenger RNA, 1752 nt
Organism: Cryptococcus amylolentus CBS 6039
Lineage: Eukaryota; Fungi; Basidiomycota; Tremellomycetes; Tremellales; Cryptococcaceae
Exons: 2
Coding region: 136-930 (264 amino acids)
Source: RefSeq, a predicted model, not a curated record
ACAAUUCUUUUCUUUUCUUCACAGCAUCUCGCAAACGUCUUGUUACAGGCUUGAGCUGGCUCUCACCCGCCAGCCUGCUCAUCUACUCAAUUUUCCGAUACGAUUCGCCUCUUAACGACUUUGACGACUACAAAAAUGGAGUCUGCGACUUCCACUGCCUCGGCGACGGCGAGCGCCAGGACUGCCCUGGCCUCCUCCCACACAUCUUCCUCUACAAAUUCCUCCUCUUUGGUUUCGAGCACUGGCUCAAUGACCUCCACGGCUACCACCAGUGACGCAUCUUCCACCGCCUCCUCUACCGACACCUCCCUUCUAUCCCCUUCCUCCCUCGCUUCUCUCGCCGAAUCAUUCCCCACCUACCUCGCUAUCGGCGGUGCCAUCCUAGGGCUCGUGAUUGUCGUUUGUCUUGUUUCUUGGCUCUUUAACAAAAAGAGGAGGCAGUCGAGGUUCAAAUCGCGUUUCGGAAACGACGAAGAUCAGGAGGUGGAGAAGAAUUGGAAAGAGAGCAGGCUUAUGUGGGGCGAAGUAAAGAAGGGGGAGAGGAUAUGGGAUCCGGAGACAGGGAUGGGGAUAGUGGUGGGUGAUGAGGACCUCGAAGCCUCGAGAAGGAAGAAGCAUAGGAUCACUCUAGAGGAUGCGAGAGUUACGGGUGAGGAGGGUCACGAGCCGCAAGGCAGUGUAUACGAAGCGUGCCCGCCUUUGCCACCUGUCACGUCGCGCCCGACCAUGCGCCUUCUCUCGACCCCCUCUUCUCCCUCAUCUGAGAUUGACAUAUCUGAAGCAAGAGGUCAUUUCCCAACUUCCAUCGAGGUUCAGAGCAUACAUAGCUAUGUCUACAACACGCCAGAACCAAGCCCAUCGGCUAGUCCGGUGUUGGGGCCUGUAACGGAGAGAGAGGAAGAAGAAGGGCUUAUAAAGCACAGGCGGUAAUGGCUUGAUGAAUGAUCUUACGAAGUGUAGAGUGAUACGUAAACGAACUAUCCUGGCUUAUCAAUAAUUUGGCAUAUGUAUAUCACGAUUGUAAUCUGUAGUGCCCAAGACGUUUCAGUUCAAAGUCACCUAAACUGUCAGCACAUCACCCAUCCAUCGCCCUCGUACGAACCCUCCAUCCGUCCACGCACGGCUCCUCCCCUCACCUUCCCAGGACCACCCGUACCUGAAUUUUCUCUCUCGACCCCCAUCUUCCGACAGGCUAUAAUCUUCCCACGCCGGAAAGUACUCGUCCCGGUCUUCGUCGAAGACGAGCAACGGCAUGACUUCGUCUCGCCAUAUGUCAGCCAGGCAGCUAUCUUCACUCUUCUUCCACUCCUCCUCCGUCGUCGAUGAACCGCUGGUUUCCGGGCCAGGCGAGAAUGAACAUUCGGGUUUUCGGGAAGGAGCCGGCCACGGGAGAGGGAUGGUGCUGUGGGACCCAAGACCCAAGACCGUGGGGGGAUGGAACAGAUGGGGGUAAGAGGCGAGGCCGAGGGAAGAGAGAGGGCGCAGGUGAUAUGGUUUGAGGGCAGGAUUGGGGAGGGAUAGAGUACAUGCGAUUUCGGGGGCGAAUCAUCGGAGUAUGAAGUAGGAUCGAGAGUGCUGAUGGGGUCGAGUCCUCGGUAGAUCUGGUGAGAUUUGCCAUGUGUACGUAUCUUCAGUGCUUUCUGGGUUAAACGAUGAGGGUGACGGUAGCUUUGCAGAAACGAUAGUGGCAAAGCAGAAACGUUGUUUCCUUCAAGCUCGACUGUCAGAGAUCUCACAUUACACAGUGAAAGU